Messenger RNA from Ictidomys tridecemlineatus (thirteen-lined ground squirrel), 2869 nucleotides. Lineage: Eukaryota; Metazoa; Chordata; Mammalia; Rodentia; Sciuridae. The record is from RefSeq and is a predicted model, not a curated record.
UUUCAGUUUAAAUUCAGAUCCUCACACAUGCCGUGCAAGCACUCCACCCUGAACUAUAUCUUCAGCCCUUUCUUUAAAGGCAGAAACUAAGAAAGUGGUCUUCCAAUUAAGUGAAAGUAAAUAGGUCAUUUGGAUGCUUGGUUUGGGGGCUAUUUGUGAGGGGUAUGAGGCAUCAAUCUGAGGAAAAGACAUGGAUUCAAGGAAAAAACUGAAUUGCUGAUGCAUUAUUCGUUGCUCCAUGCUUCAAGAAAAACAUUUAGCAAUGUCAAAGUUAGUAUCUCCAAGCAGUGGACCCCAAAUGCUUUUAACACAACACUUGAGUUGCCUGUAGAGAUCUGGAGCAGCAACCAUUUAUUUCCCAAUACAGAGGAGGCUACUCUUUUCCUUGGAACGCUGGAUACUAUUUUUCUGUUCUCCUAUGCUGUGGGUCUUUUCAUCAGUGGCAUCGUUGGGGAUCGGCUGAAUUUACGAUGGGUUCUCUCUUUUGGCAUGUGCUCCUCUGCAUUAGUGGUGUUUGUCUUUGGCACUCUCACAGAAUGGCUGCACUUCUACAACAGAUGGCUCUAUUGUUGCCUGUGGAUUGUGAAUGGCCUGCUGCAGUCCACUGGCUGGCCCUGUGUGGUCGCUGUGAUGGGCAACUGGUUUGGGAAAAAUGGGCGAGGAGUUGUCUUUGGUCUCUGGAGUGCCUGUGCUUCUGUGGGCAAUAUUUUGGGAGCAUGUCUAGCUUCAUCUGUUCUACAGUAUGGUUAUGAGUAUGCCUUUCUGGUGACAGCGUCUGUGCAGUUUGCUGGUGGGAUCGUCAUCUUCUUUGGACUCCUGGUGUCACCAGAAGAAAUUGGUCUCCCAGGUAUUGAAGCAGAAGAAAACUUUGAAGAAGAUUCCCACAGACCGUUAAUUAAUGGUACUGAAAACGAAGAUGAGUAUGAGCCUAAUUACUCUAUUCAAGAGUCCAGAACUGUUGCCCAAGUGAAGGCAAUAAGCUUCUACCAGGCUUGCUGUCUUCCUGGUGUCAUACCGUAUUCACUGGCCUACGCCUGCCUGAAACUGGUGAAUUACUCCUUCUUCUUCUGGUUGCCCUUUUAUCUGAGUAACAACUUCAGAUGGAAGGAGGCUGAAGCUGACCAGUUGUCCAUCUGGUACGAUGUUGGAGGAAUCAUAGGUGGGACUUUGCAAGGCUUCAUCUCUGACAUCCUACAGAAGAGAGCACCAGUGUUGGCCCUUAGCCUGAUCCUUGCAAUUGGCUCCCUUGUUGGGUACAGUCGUUCUCCAAAUAAUAAGUCCAUCAAUGCGCUUCUGAUGACGGUUACAGGGUUUUUUAUUGGUGGACCUUCUAAUAUGAUUAGCUCAGCUAUUUCAGCGGACCUGGGUCGCCAAGAGCUGAUCCAAGGGAGCAGUGAGGCUUUAGCCACGGUCACAGGAAUUGUUGAUGGAACCGGGAGCAUUGGAGCUGCCGUGGGCCAGUAUUUGGUGUCUUUAAUCCAGGACAACUUAGGAUGGAUGUGGGUUUUCUACUUUUUCAUUCUCAUGACUAGUUGUACAAUUCUGUUUAUCUCACCAUUAAUAGUGAGGGAAAUAAUCUCUCUUGUGCAAAGGAGACAAGCUCACAUAUUGAGUGAGUGACUGUGCCCACAAGAAAAAAAGAACAGUGGGAGACACGAGACUAUAAGAUCUUUUAAUUCACUACAUUUGGGGUUGUCUAAGAGUGCUAACAUAACCUCGGCUUACCAGACCUCUUCAACACUGCCAGCCCCCCUGGACACUGGCCAGGAGUGAAGACUGCAUUAUUUUUCUACACUAUAGGAAUUACUAUUGAUGAUUUUUAUUGUUUCAUGAAUGUACUGGAUGGUGUAUGAAUCUACCUGCAUCCCUGUUGGCCCUUUGAGGUUUAUGCCUUUAACCCUGGUAUCAUAUUGGCCUUGGAACCUGUACUGCAGCCUCAAGAAUUGAUGAACAGGAGAGAGCUGCACAUGGUUUGCAUGGAUAAUGAAUAAAAAGGAUCAUUGCAUUUUGCUUUGGUAACAAGUUUGCAGAGAGUGGCUCACCUCUGAAGCACCAAAACUUGAAAAAGAGCUCCUGCAGGGUUGAGCUGCAAACUCAUCAUGGACUAAGAACACCUCUACCAGCUGAGCUGGGAAAGAUGGCGCCACGUGCUUGUUGGCUCCGGCACUGUCUCAGAGUCUGUCUCAGAGUCGUUUGCUAAAGAAGCAGACUAUCUCCCAAUUAUUGUCAACUUGUUCUGCGUCUUCACUCACAAUUAGCUUUGACAACUGGAGGCCUUUUGUGAUUUUGAGGACAAUCAGGCACAUUAGUUAUCUUGAACAUUCCAUUGUGUAGCUCUCAACCCCAGAUUUGCUGUCUGGGAACUUCAGGGCCCUCUGGGAAGCGAAUCUGCUCAGCCCUAUUUUUGGAGGAUUGAUCUCUGUCACUACUAGGUUCCUGGAGUUCCCUCAGCAGAAGACAGAAUUAGAGGAAAAUCCUGGAAGUGUUCCAGAAGCGUAAAGUGUGUGAUGUUGACUCACGCUGAUGGGUUUCUAGGUCUGAGGGGUGUUGUCUUUAGAAGAAGGUAGUGUAUGUAUUCAAGGCUGUGAAUUCUAUAUUAAUCGGUGUUUUAAGGUCACUAUAUGUAUUUUAAAUUAUGUAAACAAACUAGUAGGAAAAUGUGCAAUUUUGAGGGAUACCUAAUUUGCUUUGAAUUAGCAAAUAUUUUUCAAUCUCUUGCUUUAUACUUCAAAAUGUGUGUGAUGAACUUGUUGAUGAUAUUUAAUCAUGAGGAUUUUUGAUCACUUUAUUGCUUGUUUACUGACAUAAAAGGAAAAUACAAAACACAGGAAGGAGAAAUAAACCAACUUUUGUAGUAAAUGUCUAUCCA